AUGGAUUAUAAUUUUGACGUCGCUAAUUCGCCAGAUUUCGAAUAUGAGGUGUUUCCAAGUCGGGACGGAGGCAUCUGCCUGAAGAGUAUCCAGUAUGGCAAAUAUUGGAGGCUUGACGAUAAUUCGUCAUGGGUAUUUGCAAAUGGGUAUCCCAUGGACCACCACAUCAACACUGUUUUUAUACCUACGCAACGUGACGACAAUACUAUCGCUCUUCGAAGCUUGGCAAACAAUUCUUUUUGCGCGAGACGCACGGCGGGUAGCAAAGCCAACUGCCUGGCCACUCUGUUUACCUAUGUCGACGGGUACGCUCCAAUGGUCAUUGAGGAGCCCGUUUUGUCGAGGACUAUCGAUGACGUCAUUUAUCACCUUACUGAUGCAAGGAUUUACGACGACCAUAUUCUUGCACCUUCGACUGAAGAGAGCGCCAGGAACAUAAAACCAUAUCCUGACACGGCUAAAUUGAUUCUCAAGAGUACAGAAACUCAUACUAGGGAAUGGACUGCUAGCGUCUCGUUGAAAAUCGGUCUCAAGGUGAGUAUAAGUGCCGGUGUCCCACUAGUGAUGGGAGGCAGCAUUGAGACUUCCUACGAGUUUAACAGUUCAUAUCAAUGGGGAGAAAGCAAGGAAGAGAAAACUGAAGUGGGUGCUGAGUUUACAGUUACUGUACCUCCAAUGAGUAGCGUGAAGGUGAGUCUGAUGGCAACAAGGGCUUCAUGCGACAUACCCUUCUCGUACACUCAGCGCGACGUCUUGACAAAUGGAACUGUAAAGGUCUACUAUAAGAGUGAUGGCUUAUUUAAAGGUAGCAAUUCCUACAACUACAGAUACGAGAGCGUCCAGAUCGAUCUCGAAUGA
Molecule: messenger RNA, 858 nt
Organism: Papaver somniferum (opium poppy)
Lineage: Eukaryota; Viridiplantae; Streptophyta; Magnoliopsida; Ranunculales; Papaveraceae
Product: natterin-1-like
Exons: 1
Coding region: 1-858 (285 amino acids)
Source: RefSeq, a predicted model, not a curated record